UGCAUGGAUCUGUACGGCGCGGGGGCGGCCGGGGGACCGGCGGCGAGGCGGCCGUGGAGCAAGGAGGAGGACAAGAUGUUCGAGAGAGCGCUGGUGAUCUGCCCGGAGCACACCCCCGACCGGUGGGCGAUCAUCGCGGCGCAGCUCCCCGGGCGCACGCCGCAGGAGGCGGCGGAGCACUACCAGGCGCUCGUCGCCGACAUCGACCUCAUCAUGCGCGGAGCCGUCGACGCCCCCGGGUCCUGGGACGACGAUGACGGUAACGACCGCCGCGGCGGCACCGGCAAGCCCCGCGGCGAGGAGCGCCGCCGCGGCGUACCCUGGUCCGAAGACGAGCACAGGCUGUUCCUCGAGGGAUUGGACAGGUACGGGCGGGGAGACUGGAGGAACAUCUCGCGGUUCGCGGUGAGGACGCGGACGCCGACGCAGGUGGCGAGCCACGCGCAGAAGUACUUCAUCCGGCAGGCCAACGCCGGCGCCCGCGACUCCAAGCGCAAGAGCAUCCACGACAUCACCACCCCUUGACCAGCAUCAUCCAUUUUACUAUUUUUCUCUGCUACUCUUUUGUGGAUAGAAUGAAACGAGCGAGAAGUAGACGUGACGUGUACAUUAUAUUAUCCUACUAUAUCACAACAUAGGCAAGUAGUACUGUGAAUGAAACCGUAUGUCACUUUGGGGCUCUCCGUAACCGUGGACGGCCUACUUGACCGAAACAGAGGCUGCUGAGAGCUCCAGCCGGCACAUGGUUUGGGCUUUAGGUUUUCAGCAUUAGUUUAGGGUAGUUAAGUCAAGGACUAAUGGGGUUUGACGUGGCAACGCGUUUGAUUGAAGACUGUUCAUAAUAAUAUGGGGCUAAUGCUUUUGUAUGUUUGCUACUGUCGAAAUCAUCGUUAAGGAUAGCCACGGAGGGGGUCAUCUUAUGACAUUUUAAAGGAAAAUGAUAAACAACAUAAAAGUUAA
This is a messenger RNA of Oryza brachyantha (malo sina), 960 nucleotides long. RefSeq names its product transcription factor DIVARICATA-like. Lineage: Eukaryota; Viridiplantae; Streptophyta; Magnoliopsida; Poales; Poaceae. The coding region runs from base 4 to 525 and encodes 173 amino acids. Gene Ontology annotation, molecular function: DNA binding. The record is from RefSeq and is a predicted model, not a curated record. The transcript is spliced from 2 exons.